Messenger RNA from Colossoma macropomum (tambaqui), 3666 nucleotides. RefSeq names its product transcriptional-regulating factor 1. Lineage: Eukaryota; Metazoa; Chordata; Actinopteri; Characiformes; Serrasalmidae. The record is from RefSeq and is a predicted model, not a curated record. Bases 1236 to 3515 code for a protein of 759 amino acids. Gene Ontology annotation, biological process: negative regulation of DNA-templated transcription; regulation of transcription by RNA polymerase II. The transcript has 15 exons. Gene Ontology annotation, molecular function: transcription corepressor activity. Gene Ontology annotation, cellular component: transcription regulator complex; histone deacetylase complex.
UCAAUUACUUCCUCUGCACUGAAGCAGGUUGGAAGAUGAAAGACAGUAGUUCUUUUGUUGUUUGUUUUUGGCACAAUUAACAAUUUAGUGUCUGCAGUUUGCCUAGUACUUAUGAUUUGCUAUGUUUAGAAAUAUGUAUAAAUGCUGUCUGAAACUGUACAUAAUAGUCCAAACGAUUUAAAUAUUGCCUUAAAAUGUCACUAAUUAGUUUUACAGAUGUGCUAAAUUCACUUUCUAGGGAAAAGGUGCACACUUUUACCUUUUCAUUACCUAGCUGGUUUAAAUAGGCCUGGAGUCAGAACAGGGUUUAUAGAGUCAAUGCAAUUUAAAGCAUAUAAUUCCAACUGAAUAUGGUACAAUUACGAUCCCAAACUAAAGAUGCUGAAAACGAACCCUUGAGGGUGCCACCCCAGCAACAGUUUAGUACCAUUUUUCCCUGAGAGUUCAUAAUGAACGAUUAAUGCUCUUUUAACAUGGGUUUGCAGAAUUUUUAUUAUCUUUGUAAAGGUAAGGUUCUUCAGACAUUCAGUUAAAGCAGAUGUAAAAUUUAAAAAAUGUCUUUUUAUGCUGUUUUUUAUCAUAAUCCAGCAGUUGAUUUCUUGAUUUACUGAAUAGCAAAGUCAAACAGCCGUAACCGUGCAAGUCUUUUAAAUAGCAAGAUGUUAGAGAGACAGGGACUUCUUAUAAGAUGCCGUUCCUGUCUGCCCACUUUAUCUUUUUCUGUUUCCUUUCCAUUUUCUGCUCUUUUAGAUCCCUCACUUCACCUGCUUUUAACUCCGUUAUGGCAUGUCUGUUGACGAAACUCCCUCAUGCAUUUAAGGAUCCCAGUGACGAAGUCUUCAAGAGAUCAGAGGAACCAAGAGAGACUGCCGUACCAAAGAGCUAACCAUUACCAACGCCUCCACAGUCUCUCUCUCUCUCGCUCUCUCUCGCUCUCUACUCAUAUGUGUACACACAGACAUACACACUCGCAUACACACACAAACAUGCAUCUCUUGUCCUAUGUGACAGCACUCCGACCGCUUUAAGACCUGGACUGAAGGUUUAAAUUGACAGACUCACUUCCAGUUUGCACCAGAAGUUCCUCUGGAUAUUUGUCCACCACUUCUGAGCGUUGAUUGGUCUAAGAGGUGGGGAAGUCACCGAAGAGACAGAGAACUGAAAUAUUUGAGCUUCUAUGAUGACUCUCCUGUGAAUACUCCAGCUUGGCAACAACAGAGCUUUUAAGCUGCCUGAUGCUCUCUCCGCCACAAACUUGCCCACAGAUCAUGGCAGACCACUCUUCCAUCCAUCCUUCUGAGUCUCUAGCCUUCCCUGCUACGUACCGCUUUCAGGCGCAAGGUCACAGGUCAAGCCACAGCCUUUUUCAGAACAGUUCUAUGGGCAGAUUAAGCCAGUAUGGGGACAGCAGUAACCUCUUGUGUGAGCCCGUCAACAGCUGUGCAACCGCUGGAACCAGCAUGAACGGAGUCGACGAACAGAUCAACUCGGGAUACUGGGAUAUGGAGUCUUCAGUGUCAUCUCACUCUCUUGCACUGAACAGAACCAAAGCCCACACUGGAGCAUAUGAAGAGGAAUGGAAUUCUAAUUCCCAGCAACAGGAUGCAAUGGAGGAUUAUGGUGCCACGGUUGGGAACCAUCAGAAACUCGACUCCUUUUCCGAGGCAUUUUACAGCCGAAGCGUUUGCAGGAUUACCAACAGCAGUGGUGAACAGGGAGGAUACAGUAUUGCUCCCAACAACUCUUCGACUCCUCCUCUCCCCUCUCUUUCCUUCCCUCUGGUUCUCAGUCCUCCUCCUACACCUCUGCCUCCCCCUUCGCUCUCAACUUUCUCUCCGGCCCACUGGCUCCCACUUUCCACUGAUGCCGGUGCAAGUGGAGACAUAACACAGCACCUUGCUCAGGAUCCAAGCCCAUCCUCAAUCUAUCCAGAAGGGGUGGGGCUUCAUCUAAGGCAGCUGAGUACUACGCACAGAGACACAGAUGGUUCUCUUGAGACGUCUCCAUGCUCACCUCUGGGCCAGCAUCCACAACCACAGUCUGUUCCAAAGCUGGUGGAGCAUGACCCUAUAACCUCUGAAGAUCACAUGACAUGGUCUCAGACAGUUCAGUCUUCUCAACCUUUUUGUCCGCCACUCCAUCAAACACAUACACAGGCAGAAGGGCCGAGGGUGGACGAGGAUACAAAGCCCAAUUCUGUACUCCAGCGAAAGCAUUUUUUUUGUUUGUCCAGCUCACAGAACACUCCCUCUGUUAUCUACACUGGAGUUCCUUUCCACAGUGUCCUCCAGUCAGGAGUACUGGGGGAUGAGUAUUGGCAUGCCAACCCCCGUUAUACUCCCCCUCCAAUGCUUAAUCCCAACCGGAAUGGAACAGGUCUCUUCUGCAACCUUCUGCCUCUGCUGGACAGUAGAGGAUUGUGGUCAGAGGAAACAAGGCACAAUGGUCAACAAAGGUACGUAAACAUAGGGCCAGAGUUUCAGGCCAACUUACCAGAUCUGCUGGAGAGGGAGGAGCUUGAGGAGUGGCCAGAAGAACCAUUGCGGGAAGAGUUACUUUGGAAACCAUGGGCAGAGUUAGAAGAAAGUGAUGUCAUCCAAGAGCACGUUGAAAAUCUACUAGAUCUCAGCACAUCUACUGCUUUACCUGGAGGUGGCGCUAAUCUGGAGUUUGCCCUUCACAGUCUCUCCUUGUGCCAAGGCAACAUAAUGGGUGCUUUGGAGAUGAUGUUUUUCUCCAACUCUACACCUUCAAGAGACUACCAUUAUGCCGGCAGCGACGUGUGGCGUUUGAGUGAACAAAAGCUGUUCCAUAAGGCUUUUGCCAUGUAUGGCAAAGAUUUCUCAUUCAUUCACAAAAUGGUAAAGACAAAGCAGAUAUCACAGUGUGUGGAAUUCUACUAUCAUUCCAAGCGUCUACAAGAAAAACAGAGGAAGCAGAAGGAGAGAGAGAAAGAACAGCAGCAGCAGAUGGAUGCUGAAACUACUUUUACUUCCACUAGCCAAGUUGUGAUGCCAACCAAGAUAAUGAUGAAUCCUAUAAAUAUGGAAAGGCUAAUUCAUACACCUUCCCUGGCUACAAGCUUCCCAUGUAAACAAUGUGGAAAAAUGUUCUACAAGAUCAAAAGCAGAAAUGCCCACAUGAAGAUCCAUCGGCAGCAGCAGGAGGACUGGAGGGAAAGAAUCCACCCCAACAACCACCACAACUUAACUCAGGCCCUGCAGAACCAGAACCGAACCCUGACCCAUGCUAAUCAGCUUGUUACACAGAAUCAUCAAACCCAGCUCUUAACCCAGAGUUUGAUCCAGAACCUGGUGCAGUCGCAGGCCCAGCUGGCAUUCCUCCAGAACUCCAAGACACAGAGUGCAUGUUUCACCACUGCCAUCAGUAGCAUGGGCCCCACACAAAGCCCACAGACAGCACCCAAAGCCCCAACACUGCCACUUUAUACUGGGCACCAACAGGCUUGGGGUGCCUUGCAUGGUAAUUUAGAGCAAAGUCUCUAUUAUAACUAACAAAAGAGCUGGUGGGGGUUAUGUUAAACUUCUACAGCCAUGAUUGGAUUACUGACAGACUUGAAUUGAGAAAGAAACUUUUCAGGCAUAAUACAAACAGAGUAGGACUGACCUGUACAGCUUAACUUUGUAAAUAAGUGAAUUUUUUAAA